Grus americana (Whooping crane) is the source of this 3833-nucleotide messenger RNA. RefSeq names its product zinc finger containing ubiquitin peptidase 1 (gene ZUP1). Gene Ontology annotation, biological process: regulation of gene expression. The record is from RefSeq and is a predicted model, not a curated record. Lineage: Eukaryota; Metazoa; Chordata; Aves; Gruiformes; Gruidae. The transcript is spliced from 9 exons. Gene Ontology annotation, cellular component: nucleus. Bases 777 to 1913 code for a protein of 378 amino acids.
UGAGUGAUCUCUCCCUGUCCUUAUCUCGACCUGCAAGCGCUUUGUUAUGCCUUUUCUCCCCUGUUUGGUGAAUGAGGGGAGUGAGAGAGCAGCUCUGGUGGGCACCUGGCCUCCAGCCAGGGUCAACCCACCACAGGGUGUGUUGGUUUUUUUAUGUACAUAGUGUGUUUCAGGAAACUGUAUAUUUGCAGUGUUAUGCAAAAUGUUACUGAUGAAUUUAGAUUAUUAUACCAUUGAUGUUCCCUCCAGCCAGUCAUGAACUUUUGGCUUGGGCAAAUGCUUUCCAAAACCAGUUAACAUAGAAUUAAUAUGCUAUUAUUAAUAUGUUUUGUGAACCUAGGAAGGUGUAAGUAAAAUCUAGGGACUGAAAAGGAGGGCAGUAAACACGGAGUUGAGUUCUUCUCUGUGGUGCCCAGUGACAGGAUGACAGGCAGUGGGUACAAAUUGAAAUACAGGAAAUGCAAUUUAAACACAAGAAUGCUUUUUUUUUUUUUACUGUGAGAGUGGUCAAACACUGGACUAAGUUGUCUGGGAAGCUUGUGGAAUGUCUGUCCUUGGAGGUAUUCAAAAACUGUCUGGAAAAGGCCCUGUGUAACUUAACCUGUAUAAUUUGACCCUGCUUUGAGGGACUAGAUGAUCUCCAAAAGUACUUUUGAACUUAUUCUAUAUGGUAUUUUUCAAUAAUAAUAUUAAAACUGCAGAAAGAAUGUUUAUUUGAGGACAUCCAGGAAGACCAACAAAACACAGGAAAUGGUGAACAGCUAUAUGAAUGUCCAAUGUGCAGUCUUACCUGUGCAAACAUUCAGAUUCUUGAAGAACAUGUGGAUUUGCACUUAGAGGAACAUAGCUUUGUGGAAGGUGGAAACAUAAGAGAUCUAGAACUGGCUCAACGGCUCCAAAUUGAAGAAGAUAAACAGCAGAGAUCAGAAGAGAGGCGGGAGAGGGAAGAAUUCAAAAAGCUGCAGAGACAAUAUGGCUUGGAUAAUUCUGGAGGCUACAAGCAGCAAUUUCUAAAGAAUAUGGAAAGGGAAGUUGACAGAGGAAGGAUGCAGCCUUUUGAAUAUCACAAGAGAAAAACUGACAUGAUGGAAUGUUUAGCUUUUGGUAUAGAUGAUGGGAAAACAAAGACCUCAGGGGUCAUCGAAGCAUUGUGCAAGUACUAUCAGAACGAAAACAAAGACGUGAGGCAUGUAUGGCUUUCAACAGGAGUAGACCACUUCCACUCAUCUUUAGGCGACAGAGGCUGGGGUUGUGGUUACAGGAAUUUCCAAAUGAUCCUUUCCUCACUGUUGCAAAACAGCUUGUAUAAUGACUGCUUGAGAGAUACUACACUAAUUCCUAGUAUACCAAAGAUUCAGUCCAUGAUUGAAGAUGCCUGGAGAGAAGGCUUUGAUCCUCAUGGGGCAUCUCACUUCAACAACAGAUUACAUGGUUCCAAAGCAUGGAUAGGAGCAUGUGAAAUUUAUUCACUGUUAACCAGUCUCAGGAUAAAGUGUCAAAUCAUUGACUUCCACAAACCAACUGGCCCUAUGGGUACACACCCUUGUUUAUUUGAGUGGGUUUUACGUUACUAUUCUACAGACAAUGAAGGUGGUGCAAAGGUAGUGUGUACUUCCAAACCACCUAUCUACUUGCAACAUCAAGGUCAUAGUCGUACUGUUGUUGGAAUAGAAGAGAAGAAGAAUAAAACCUUAUGUUUGCUUCUGUUUGACCCGGGAUGUCCAUCCCAAGAAAUGCAGAAACUCCUGAAACAAAACAGUGAUGGUACUAGUCUUAAACUACUUCGGAAAUUUGUGGGUAGCUUAAAAGACAAGCAAUACCAGAUAGUGGCUGUAGAUGGCGUACUCUCAUUGGAAGAGAAAGCUGCUCGUUGCCACGCUUCUCAGGUCUUAACAUCAGAGAAGAUUCCUUAAAGGAUGCCUUUUUUUAUCUCCUUCUGGAAUUCACUGGAUGCAAAACAUUAAACUUCUGGACUGUGACCCUAACUCAACAAUUUCUACACUUAAACUAUGUCUCCAUAAAUGCUUGGGGGCUCUGGAGAAGCACAACACUGGAGUAAACCUGUAGUUUUGAUCUUCAAUCAAAACUCUGCCUUCCUGAUGAGUCUGUAACUCUGAAGUAUUACAGGCUUUGUCUUACUAGAAAAUUUGGUAUUUUCUUAGUUGCUUAAAUUACAAAGCAGCACCUACCAUCCUGUAGCAAACUAUGCACCAUAGUUAACUGUCAAUAAGCAGUGGAUAAACUGCUUUAUUGGAGUGCCUGGUCAUGGUUUACCUCUGUAAAUAUGUUUGUGGUGCCUCUGUGGCCAGUGCUCUGUUUCUUACCAAAUUUGUUCAACAAAUAUUUAUUAUGCCUCAGCAAAUUCUCCUGCAACUAUUUGCGAAGUAGAUAGACAGUUCAGUGAUUUCUGUCUGUUCCACCAGGGAUUAAUUUACUUCUUUACUUCUUUAGUGAACUACUUUUCAGUUAGCUGGCUUCUAUAGAUGUAUCACUUGUAAACGUGAACAUGUGUGCUUAUGAGGUGGGUCAGUGUUAGCAUUGGCUGUGAGGUCUAAGAUAGCGGUGUCCAAAGUGGGGUGCGUGUGCUCUAGGGGCUACCCAAGACAAUCCAUUGGGGUAUAGAAAGAAAAUACUUAUUUCGUAUCAUGAAUAAAUAAAAUACAAAAAUAUUUUAAAAUAGUGUUUAUUCUUUAUCUCAUCCUUUUAUUUCUAUUUUGGGGUACGUUUUAUAAUGUAUAGCCCCUAUGCCUCAGAGGCACCUCAAAAGGAGAUUUGAACUGUUGACUGCAUCGUGCAGGGUUAGUGCCAUUUAAGACACUGGAGCCAUCUCCUGAAACAAGGAUUUUGGGUGUUUGAGGCACCCUACGAUGUGUAAGACAUGUUACUCCGUGUGAAUGUAAGAGUCGUCCCUCUUCAGUGGGGUGGCUGGAGGCUGGGAUGGGUGGUCGAAUGUGUUGCAAAUAGCACUAUGUGUUGGGUUUGUGUGGCACGGUUUUGGUAGCGGGGGGGCUACAGGGGUGGCCUCUGUGAGAAGCUGCUAGAAGCUUCCCCUGUGUCUGACAGAGCCAAUGCCAGCCAGCUCCAAGAGGGACCCGCCGCUGGCCAAGGCCAAGCCAAUCAGCGCCUCUGUGAUAACAUAUUUAAGAAGGGAAAAAAAAACCAGUGCUUUUGCAGCCAGAGAGAGGAGUGAGAAGAUGUAAGAAACUCUGCAGACACCAAGGUCAGUGCAGAUGGAGGGGGAGGAGGAGCUCCAGGCGCCGGAGCAGAGAUCCCCCUGCAGCCCGUGGUGAAGGCCAUGGUGAAGCAGGCUGUCCCCCUGCAGCCCAUGGAGGAAGGAUGAGGGGGUGUAGCGAUUCCACCUGCAGCCCAUGGAGGACCCCACGCCGGAGCAGGUGGAGGCACCUGAAGGAGGCUGUGGCCUGUGGGAAGCCCACGCUGCAGCAAGCUCCUGGCAGGACCUGUGGAGAGAGGAGCCCACGCCAGGGCAGGUUUGCUGGCAGGACUUGUGACCCUGUGGGGGACCCAUGCUGGAGCAGUUUGCUCCUGAAGGUCUGCACCCUGUGGGAGAGACCCAUGCUGGAGCAGCUCCUGAAGGUCUGCAUCCCGUGGAAGGGACCCAGGCUGAAGAAGUUCGUGAAGGACUGUCUCCCGUGGGAGAGACUCCAUGCUGGAGCAGGGGAACGAUGAGAGGAGUCCUCCCCCUGAGGAUGAAGAAGCGGCAGAAACACCGUGUGAUGAACUGCCCGUAACCCCCACUCCCCGUCCCCCUGUGCCGCUGAGGGGGGAGGAGGUUGAAGCCGGGAGUGAAGUUGAGCCCGGGAAGAUGGGAGGGG